Molecule: messenger RNA, 4282 nt
Organism: Pseudoliparis swirei
Lineage: Eukaryota; Metazoa; Chordata; Actinopteri; Perciformes; Liparidae
Gene: smad5
Product: SMAD family member 5
Exons: 6
Coding region: 1927-3420 (497 amino acids)
Biological process (GO): cell differentiation; BMP signaling pathway; transforming growth factor beta receptor signaling pathway
Cellular component (GO): heteromeric SMAD protein complex
Molecular function (GO): I-SMAD binding; RNA polymerase II cis-regulatory region sequence-specific DNA binding; DNA-binding transcription factor activity, RNA polymerase II-specific
Source: RefSeq, a predicted model, not a curated record
GAGGAAGCAGCUCUUUGUGGUCACAUCCUCCCUGACGGAGGCCGCUUUCACGAGGCCCCAAACAGCUGCUGCUGGAGGCUACAUGCGUCUGACCGUCUGCUCGCCAGGGCUGCACGGCAGGGCCCGACGUGUCGGAUAUCGCAGCGUUUCGUUAGUCGCAUCAGGUCGGAGGGAGUCGGCAUCUCGGUGUUAGCGGGUGGAAACGGUAGUUUUGUCGGGGGGGGGGAUCGCCCUGAAGGAAUAGCACAUUCAUUUUAACGGUGGUGAUUCAGUCCCGUGUGUUGUGUGACUCAUGGUUGUACAAUGAGAAAUGAUAAUAUAAAAGUAUGUGAUAAGAGCCUUUCCCAGUGGAAAAUAAGUAUCACUGAUGUGAACAUUUGAGUUUUUCAGCCCGCACAUAAGCAUACGCUCUAAAUUAGAUGCCCAAAAAUAUGAAUUCAUUUUGGAUUCUUUUUCAGUCAACAUUUUCCUCAUCUCCAGCAUCUUUAGAGAUGUUUAAAAAAAUUCGCAAACAAGCUUCAGUUUAACUGAAUGUGUGUUUUGAAAGUAAAAUUAAAAAAAAUUGGAAAUUAGCAUAACACUGCUGAUGUGAACAUUUUAGUUUCUCAGCCCUCGCAUAAGCAUAUGCUCUAAAUUAGCUGACCAAAAAUAUGAAUUCAUAAUGGAUUCUUUUUAAUAGUCGCGUGAAAGGGUUACUGAACAUUUUCCUCUGAUCUCGAGCAUCUUUAGAGAUGUUUGAAAAAAAUUCACAAACACGCUCCAGUUUAACUAAAUGUGUUUUGAAAGUAUCAGUUGGACACGUUGCUGAAGUUAACGUCUAGUGGACCAACUUGGCGUCUUGCAUAUUUGCUCUUUGUCAAUGUAUAUGCGUGGCUUUCUGCAAGUUCUAGAUGCAACACCUUUCGGAUAAUUGAAUACGAGUUUCAGCCGGACUGAAUCUUGUAUUUAAAAUGUGUCGGACUAAAAAAAAGGGGCACAAGUGGUUUUAUUUGAUCAUCCUAUUCGUCACAUGCUGCGCUGAGGCUCGCAUUAGUUACCUUCGCAUUGAAAAUGCGGAAGGUUUUGUUUUGAUCGCCAUUUAUUUAUUUGUAUGCGUGUUACUCGCAUAACUAAAAAAGUAUUAAACCCAAUCGCAUGACAUUUGGUGGGAUGAUUGGUUAUUAUCAGGGGACCAUUUGAUUAGAUUUUGGGAUCAAUCGGGUCAAACUCUUCUUUUUACCAUAGUGCGGUCAAUUUUUAUCCAAUUGGCAUGCAACUAAUGCCAACAUGUUCAUAAUUCAAUGCCCAAUAUUGUGAUAUGCAGAGGUAUGCGCUCUACCGAGUGCCCGUUCUAGUUUGAAAUUGGUUUGGAAAAUAUUCGCUCGUUCGUCGAUUUCCACGGCGCGCCGCUAAGUUGUUUGUGCUCUCGUCUUGCAGAAGGCCGGCGGAGGAGAACGCCGACUGUGCGCCGGUUGGAGACGGCGAUCCGGAGAAGAGCCGGGAGUUGUUGUUGAGCGGCUGUCCUCUCGCGCCGGUGAGACCUGCUGCGGCGUGUCACUUCGACAGAGGUCACGAUCUCCGCUCCUGCAGUCUGCACCCCCCCUUCCCUCCAUCAGUGUUGGUGACCCAGCUCCGGACCGCUUGCUGCAGGACCCUUCCUGAGCAGCAGCAGCUGCGUCCUGCUGGCUGACUCUCCUCCCUCCCCUGCUUCCUGUCCUUGGGCCGACAAGGCUAAAGCCUCCUCUCCCCUACCCCUCACCUUACACUCACACACACGCUCUCACACUCGAGUGCCUUCUUGUUGACCACGCGUUCCAACUACACUUUAGACCACCAGCACUGAUCGGAGAGAGAUCAUCAUCAGCGGGGGACUUCUACCCCGUCACCCUGAAGUGUGGAGCCGCCGCCAUCGAGGACCUCCCUUUCACCUACGCCAAGGCACCAAGCAUGACCACCAUGUCCAGCCUCUUCUCCUUCACGAGCCCCGCGGUGAAGCGCCUGCUCGGCUGGAAGCAGGGCGACGAGGAGGAGAAAUGGGCCGAGAAGGCGGUGGACGCGCUGGUGAAGAAGCUGAAGAAGAAGAAGGGCGCCAUGGAGGACCUGGAGAAGGCGCUGAGCUGCCCCGGGCAGGACAGCAAGUGCGUGACCAUUCCACGUUCGCUGGACGGCCGGCUGCAGGUCUCCCACAGGAAAGGCCUGCCUCACGUCAUCUACUGUCGCGUGUGGCGCUGGCCGGACCUCCAGUCCCACCACGAGCUCAAGCACCUGGAGGUGUGCGAGUACCCGUUCGGCUCCAAGCAGAAGGAGGUCUGCAUCAACCCGUAUCACUACAAGCGGGUGGAGAGCCCCGUGCUCCCGCCGGUCCUGGUACCGCGGCACAGCGAGUUCAACCCGCAACACAGCCUGCUGGUACAGUUCCGCAACCUCACCCACAACGAGCCGCACAUGCCCCUGAACGCCACCUUUCCAGAGUCCUUCCAGCAGCCGCAUAGCGGGGGCGGAGGCGGCGGCGGCGGCGGAGGAGGUGGUGGAGGAGGAGGCGGGUCGUUCCCCAUCUCGCCCAACUCGCCGUAUCCCUCCUCUCCAGCCAGCAGCGGUACUUAUCCCAACUCCCCGGCCAGCUCGGGGCCCUCCAGUCCAUUCCAGCUCCCAGCAGCAACAACAACUGGUCUCAUCCUCACUAACUCUCGCAACUCUCCGAAUGUCUCAGCUGACACCCCGCCCCCGGCCUACAUGCCCCCUGACGAGCAGCUGGGCCAGGAGAGCCAGUCCAUGGAGACCAGCAGCACCCUGGUGGCUCCGAACGUGGCCAGAGGAGAUGUGCAGCCGGUGGAGUACGAGGAGCCGAGCCACUGGUGCUCCAUCGUCUACUACGAACUUAACAACCGCGUCGGCGAGGCUUACCACGCCUCGUCUACGAGCGUGCUGGUGGACGGCUUCACCGACCCUUCGAACAACAAGAACCGCUUCUGCCUCGGCCUGCUGUCCAACGUCAACCGCAACUCCACCAUCGAGAACACGCGCAGGCACAUCGGCAAAGGAGUGCACCUGUACUACGUGGGAGGGGAGGUGUACGCCGAGUGCCUCAGUGACACCAGCAUUUUCGUCCAGAGCCGCAACUGCAAUUACCACCACGGCUUCCACCCGACCACCGUGUGCAAGAUCCCCAGCGGGUGCAGCCUCAAGAUUUUCAACAACCAGGAGUUCGCUCAGCUUCUGGCCCAGUCGGUCAACCACGGCUUUGAGGCCGUGUACGAGCUCACCAAGAUGUGCACCAUCAGGAUGAGCUUCGUCAAGGGCUGGGGAGCCGAGUAUCACCGACAGGACGUCACCAGCACCCCCUGCUGGAUCGAGGUGCACCUGCACGGGCCCCUGCAGUGGCUGGACAAGGUGCUCACACAGAUGGGUUCGCCCCUCAACCCAAUCUCCUCUGUGUCCUAAACGUUUCUUUGCCCCUAACGUCCCUCAGAGAUUCAUAAUUUAAGGUGGUCUUAAUGGCUGAACUGUUUACACCUAACUUUGGGAAGGGAUACUGAACUCUGGCUGGCUAUUUGACAACAGCCGGGAUGAGUUGUUGAGACGGAGUCCGGAGACGGAGCGGUGACGGCAUGAACACGCUGCCGCUCGGCGAUGCUACGACACCCGCGAGCAUCGAGGGCUCCGCCGCCGCAUUUGAAUCUUUGUCGAAUGCUCCAAUUUUUUUCGCAUCAAGAUUUUAUUGUUUUUGCUCGAAUGUUUUUAUUUCUCUGAAUGUGUAGUUUUUUUUUAACGUAGAAGUCUCACUACUCCGCCUUCUGUCCGAUGGACUAAUUCUCACAUCGUUGUCUCAACAGCAGAUUUUUACAAUGAAGAAUGUUUACCAAUAGGCUCGGAUAUAACAGAAGCUUUCUUUCUUUUUAAAAUGUAAAAAAAAAAUUAGUCUCCACUGAUAAAAAUGAACACUAAGCUACGGCCUUUUUCAGAAAGUGAUGUAUGCCGACCUGAUAGUUUUUGAUAUGGGAGAUCAAACAAUGAACACGUUUAACGCGCCAUAAGCUAACAACAUUGUUAACGUUACAUCUAUUGCAGAAGUAGUCGUCUCUGAUAUAAUCACACAAUGGACAUCGUCGUUACUGAUUCUUGUUUGGACUCCAGUUUAAGUCAGCGUGACUGUAUUCUACCGUACUCACUGUAUUAACAAUAUUGUGCACUUGUGGAUUUUGUGCAGGCAUAUUAAAUGUUGACGUGGGUACCAAGGCAUUAUGUUGAUAGAUAAUUUACUUCAUUAGCACAAUGAAAUAAACAGGUUAUUUGGUAACAAUGA